AUGACAACCAAUGCAAAUACAACACAGGGAAUUCGACGAAUCACUAUUAAAUUUCCCUUUCCUACACAUAAAAAUGCCAUCACUGACGACUACAUAGUCUCCGGUGAUGUCUUAGGUGUUGGGGUUAGCGGAAAAGUUUAUCGGAUUCAAAGUCGAAGGUCUGGACAAAAAUACGCCCUGAAAAUUUUAACUGAUUCAGAUCUAAGCCGACGAGAAGUGAUUUUACAUAAAAAAGCAUGUGAGGAUUGUGAAUAUAUCGUAAAGAUACUACAUGUCUAUCAAAAUAUGUUUCUCAAGCACAAGUCAAUAUUAAUCGUUAUGGAAUAUAUGGAAGGUGGGGAAUUGUUCAGUCGUAUCACUUCGCGUAGUAAAAGCGGUUACACUGAACGUGAUGCGGCUAGAAUAAUAGCCAUGAUUGUUCAAGCUGUAGCACAUUUACAUUGUAUGGAUAUUGCACAUCGUGAUUUGAAACUAGAGAAUUUAUUGUUUGCAACUAAGGAAGACGAUUCGAUUCUAAAACUCUCUGAUUUUGGAUUCGCCAAGGAAGGAAAUAAUGAAGAUUUACCAUAUAAAACGCCAUGUUUUACACCCUACUAUGUCGCCCCAGAAGUUAUCUCUAAAAUGCGAUACGAUAAGGCUUGUGAUAUCUGGUCGAUGGGCGUUAUAUUAUACAUUCUUCUAUGCGGUUUUCCACCUUUUUAUUCGAAGAGUGAUGAGGCGCGUUUAAGUGAUGAUAUGGCAAGAAAAAUCAAAGCUGGAGACUAUCAAUUUGAUCAAAAAGAAUGGGGUAGCGUAUCUGACGAGGCCAAGUCAACGAUACAACAGAUGUUAAAAGUAAAUCCUGCCGAACGUAUUACUAUUGAUAAAAUUCGUGAUUGUUCAUGGCUCACUGGACUCACUUCCGACAGACCAAUUAACUUGAAUUUACUUCAAGAUGUAGAUGCUCGAAAUCAAAUCGAAAGUGAAUUUACGAAUGCGAAUAAUUUGCAACGACGACUGGACCAAGAUGGCAGCGAUGGGGUAAUGACCGUUCGUGGACCGGAAGCAUCACGUAUAUCGAAGAAGCGUGCAGCACAGAAACGUCGAUUAGAAGCUGAACAACAAAGAACGACUACAGAUUGA
Adineta ricciae is the source of this 1122-nucleotide messenger RNA. NCBI's taxonomy places the organism in Eukaryota, Metazoa, Rotifera, Eurotatoria, Adinetida, Adinetidae. The record is from the annotation of a GenBank genome assembly.